Molecule: messenger RNA, 2861 nt
Organism: Brassica napus (rape)
Lineage: Eukaryota; Viridiplantae; Streptophyta; Magnoliopsida; Brassicales; Brassicaceae
Product: 4-coumarate--CoA ligase-like 7
Exons: 6
Coding region: 1050-2669 (539 amino acids)
Molecular function (GO): CoA-ligase activity
Source: RefSeq, a predicted model, not a curated record
UGUUAGUAAAAAAAGGGGCAGACUAAGGUAAUUAUGACAAUAUGAUCCUGCUUUAAUAGUAUAGAUGGGUGUAUUAUGCAAAAUGAAGAGAAAAAUUAGAAGCUCAACCCAACCGUAUGCAUUUCAUUGGUCAUGAAAUAUGAAAUGGUCUUUUUUACAUAUUUCUAGUUAACAUAUGAAAAUUAGUAAUGGUUGACAAAUAAAGAAAUAAAAGAAAGACUAUCAUUCAUCAGUCGUGAGAAUAACAUUAUUAUGACUGAUUACGAAACAAAUACUAGAGAGGAAAAGUCUUUUUCUUUUCUUUUUUUGGACAACCGGAAAAGUCUUUUCUUUAUAUUUUGAUUUUUUUUUUUUUGUAAACUAGUAUAUUAUGAUUUCUCAACGUAAACGUCGUUUAUCUUGGAAGGGCCUUUUCCACAAACUUUGUUUAUUUUGUUUGAUCCAUUUAUUUAACACCCCACGAUCUGCUAUUCUUUCACUAUGCACAAUUCUAACCAUGUUAAAGUCAAACUUUCAUGAUAAUUACGUACAUGUUAGCAGUAUAUACAAUCUGCAAAAAGAAGAGAAGAAGCAAAAAGAUCACCCAACUAUCUCCAUUAUACCAAUGGAGGUGCAUUCUAGUGUUUUACUAUUAUUUGGAGUCGGUUCUGUUAUGCUUUUAGUUUAAUUUUCGUUGGGAAAGCAGGUUUACACCAUUUCUCGGUAUCACCAAAUGUUGCGCCCGAUUUGGAGAGUUUAGUCGGGUAAAAACCCCGGAUCACCUCCCAGUUAUUAAAAAAUACUGGUGGGUACUCGAGAUAUUCAUUUUACUAAGAAUUUAAUAACCGUUGACAAAUGAAGAAAUAAAAGAAAGACUAAAGCUAUCAAUCAUGAGAAAAUGAUUAUGACUGAUUCUAAAACAAAUAUUAAAAAUACUAACGUAACAUGUUAGACAUUCGUUUCUCAAAAAAAAAACAUGUUAGACGUUCGACUUCUACGUCGAGAAAUCACAAUAUAAAGGAAAGACUUUCCAUCUAAUCUUCCUCAUUCCUCUUCGAUCUGAAAAAAAAAUGGAGAACUCCGGCUAUGGCAGAGACGGCAUUUACCGCUCACUUCGUCCUACCCUCGUCCUUCCCGAAGAUCCCAACACAUCGUUAGUCUCUUUCCUGUUCGCUAACACCUCUUCUUGCCCUUCAAAGCCAGCUCUCGUUGACUCCGACACCGGCGACUCCUUGUCCUUCUCUCAGCUCAAGUCCGCCGUCUCUAGACUCGCACACGGGUUUCUCCGUCUAGGCAUCCGCAAAAACGACGUCGUGAUGAUCUUCGCACCAAACUCUCACCAGUUCCCUCUCUGUUUCCUCGCCGUAACAGCCAUCGGCGGCGUUUUCACCACCGUGAAUCCUUCUUACACUGUCAACGAGGUUUCGAAGCAGGUCAAGGACUGUAACCCGAAGAUCAUCAUCUCCGUUCAAGAACUGCUCGACAAGGUCAACACUUUUGAUCUCCCCAUUGUCCUACUCGGACAGAGUGAUCUUGACUCGAGUUCCAAGAUCCUCACUUUGAACAACGUGAUGGAUCUGUCCGAGCCAGUUUCGGAUCUCCCUUGCGUGGUCGUCAAGCAAUCCGACACAGCUGCACUGUUGUACUCCUCUGGAACUACGGGAAUGAGCAAAGGCGUGGAACUGACUCAUGGGAACUUCAUAGCAACGGCUCUGAUGGUGACGAUGGACCAAGAUCUUAUGGGGGAGUACCACGGCGUGUUCUUGUGUUUUCUUCCCAUGUUCCAUGUGUUUGGGUUGAGUGUGGUUACUUAUGCACAGCUUCAGAGAGGGAAUGCUGUGGUCUCAAUGGCGAAAUUUGAUCUCGAGAGGCUUCUUAAGAACAUUGAGAAGUAUAGAGUCACUCAGCUUUGGGUUGUUCCUCCUGUGUUCCUUGCUCUCGCCAAGCAAAGUGUUGUGAAGAAGUAUGAUCUUUCUUCGCUUAAGUACAUUGGAUCAGGUGCUGCUCCUCUUGGGAAAGAUUCGAUGGAGGAGUGUGCAAGAAACAUCCCUAAUGUUGUGCUUAUGCAGGGUUACGCAAUGACUGAAACGUGUGGAAUAGUCUCUAUGGAAGACCCUAGACGCGGAAAAAGGAACUCUGGUUCAGCUGGGAUGCUUGCUUCAGGUAUUGAAGCUCAGGUGGUCAGUGUAGAAUCUGGAAAGCCUCAACCUCCAAAUCAACAAGGCGAGAUAUGGGUUCGAGGCCCUAACAUGAUGAAAGGUUAUCUCAACAACCCUGAGGCUACUAAAGAAACUAUAGAUGAGAAUGGUUGGGUACAUACCGGAGAUCUUGGAUACUUCAACGAGGAUGGUAACCUCUUCAUUGUUGAACGACUCAAAGAACUUAUCAAAUGCAACGGCUUCCAGGUUGCACCAGCUGAGCUAGAAGGUCUUCUUGUAUCACAUCCUGAAUUACUAGACGCUAUCGUUAUCCCGUUCCCUGAUGUGUAUGCUGGCGAAGUUCCAAUUGCAUUUGUUGUACGGUCACCGAAUACCUCGAUAACAGAGGAAGAUAUUCAAAAGUUCAUAGCCAAACAGGUUGCUCCUUAUAAAAGACUACGAAGAGUGAGCUUCGUUAGCAGUGUUCCAAAAUCUCUUGCUGGUAAACUCUUGAGAAGAGAACUUCGGGAGCAAGUACGAUCCAAGAUGUGAAGAAGAAUCUUCUGUUACCGAAGAACACAUAUCAGAAUCGCUGCCUUGUCUUCCCCUUUUCUCUACUAUUUCAAAUUAAACACACAACUCACUAAAAAGUGAAAUAAUAAUCCAAGACUCAAUGCAUACAUUUUGUCUUUUCCAUAUCACUUAUUUCCAGUUAUUUCAUUGUCGACUCUUGUUUAUUAAUAA